Budorcas taxicolor (takin) is the source of this 1023-nucleotide messenger RNA. RefSeq names its product GLIPR1 like 2 (gene GLIPR1L2). The record is from RefSeq and is a predicted model, not a curated record. The annotation marks the transcript as partial. The transcript has 6 exons. Lineage: Eukaryota; Metazoa; Chordata; Mammalia; Artiodactyla; Bovidae.
AUGGAGGCCCUGCCCUCCUCCGUGGAGUGGUACGCCCAGUGGUUUCCUUUGACACAGACGGGCAUUUGGAAGGUGUGGCUGUGUGAGUUCUGGCUGCUACUGCUGGGUUCCGGUUUGAAAGCGCAUCUUUUGCCAGACGAGGAGGACGUAACGUUUAUCAAUGAGUACGUGAACCUCCACAAUGAGCUCCGGGGCAACGUCUUGCCCCGAGGGGCUAACUUGCGCUUCAUGACUUGGGAUGUAGCUUUGUCACGGACUGCUAGAGCAUGGGGGAAAAAAUGUGUGUUUGAGCGUAAUAUUCAUUUAGAAGAAUUAUAUAUGGCCCAUCCUAAAUUUAAUGGUAUUGGUGAAAAUAUAUGGGUCGGCCCUGAAAAUGAAUUUACUGCAAGUAUUGCUAUCAGAAGUUGGUUUCAACAGAGGAAAAAGUACAAUUUUGAAAAGAACAGUUGCUCUGAUAACUGUUCUAACUAUCUACAGCUUGUUUGGGACAGGUCUUACAAAGUUGGUUGUGCUGUUACUCCAUGUUCAAGAAUUGGACGUAUUAAACAUGCAGCACUUUUCAUAUGCAACUAUGCACCAGGAGGAGGUCUGUCAAGAAGGCCUUAUCAGCGAGGAUUAAUGUGCUCUCAAUGCGGCAGCUAUGACAGAUGCACAGACUUUCUAUGCAGCAAUGCAGAUCGUGACCAAGCCAUAUAUUACCGAUAUUGGUAUCCAAGAUGGGAAGUACCCCGACCAAUUGUAUGUGAUCCACUGUGCUUAUUGAUUUUAUUUCUGAGAAUGAUGUGUUUUUCACUGAGUGCCACAAUUGUCUUGAUAAUACAGUCUUAUUUUCCAAAUAUAUUAGUGGAAGAAGAGAUGGUUUUUACCCCUGUGGAAACUGGGCCAGCAAAAGAGGAGGGAAAGAAACAGGUGGAGGAGGAGGAGGAGGAAGAAGAGGAGAAGGAGGGGGAAGAGGAGGGGGGAGAAGGGGAAGAGGAAGAAGAGGAGGAAGAGGAGAAGGGGGGAGAGGAGGGAGACGAGGAA